AUGACAACAUCACUGGAAGUGCUUAACAAACAAAUUUAUUGGGCUGCUGAAAGCUACUCUAAAUAUAACAAUUUUCAACUACAACAAGGCAAGAAGUUCGCAGCAAAAGUUGGCGUUAAACAAGAUGAUAAAAUUUUAGAUAUGGGCUGCGGAACGGGAGAGCUGACCUUGUGUAUCGGAGAGAUUGUUGGAGAAAAAGGUCGAGUGGUUGGUGUUGAUCCGGACAUAGGAAGAAUUCACUACGCCAUUCAACACAAUUAUAAAGUGAAUAAAAAUAUAUCAUUUCAAAAUGGUGACAGUUCAAGUGAAUUUGUACAGCGAAACAAAUCCUUCUACGAUAUCCAUUUCAGCAAUUUUUCCUUUCAAUGGCUUACAUUAGAUGAAAAGAAAAUGUUUUUGCAAACGGCUUUCGAAUGUCUGAAACCAAACGGGACAAUAGCUCUCCAGAGUCACGAAGCCUAUCCGGAAAUAGCUCUCUAUGUGGAAAGCCUAAUCUCAAAGAGACAGAACGCUUUGAAGAAUAUUAAUGAUAAGAAACCGAUUCAAUUUUUUUAUGUCCAAAGCUGA
Messenger RNA from Xenia sp. Carnegie-2017, 567 nucleotides. RefSeq lists its product as uncharacterized. NCBI's taxonomy places the organism in Eukaryota, Metazoa, Cnidaria, Anthozoa, Malacalcyonacea, Xeniidae. The coding region runs from base 1 to 567 and encodes 188 amino acids. The transcript has a single exon. The record is from RefSeq and is a predicted model, not a curated record.